AUGACGCGUGGGUCGGAAAAUUUUGUUCAGACAUUUGUGCACAAAUUUGCUGCUAAAACUCGAAUUCUCGCCACUACUGGUAUUGAAAUACUACGGCUUGUCGAGAAUGUACCACACAUUCUAGUUGAGGAUGAAAAGUUCAUGAAGAUGCAAGUUGCAGCACAAAAACUUCUCGGUGUUUCGGAGGAUGACUCAAAGCUGCAGUCGAAACAGUAUACUACAACUAACUGUGUGAUCGAUAACAAUGUUGGCAUGGAUGAUGCUGGGGUCGGUAUUAUACGAGAUGACGUUGUUGUGUCCGAGCAUCUUGAUGAUGGUGAAACACGUGUAAAUGUGGCCGAUGUUCACGUAACUCAAGGUAUUGUUUGUGAUGAUGGCCUGGAUGGAAACUCGAGGCCGAAGAGGCUAACAAAUGUGACUAGUGCAAUC
This is a messenger RNA of Striga asiatica, 429 nucleotides long. The record is from the annotation of a GenBank genome assembly. NCBI's taxonomy places the organism in Eukaryota, Viridiplantae, Streptophyta, Magnoliopsida, Lamiales, Orobanchaceae.